Molecule: messenger RNA, 1308 nt
Organism: Geodia barretti
Lineage: Eukaryota; Metazoa; Porifera; Demospongiae; Tetractinellida; Geodiidae
Source: the annotation of a GenBank genome assembly
AUGGGCAUGGCGCUGACGACCGUCCUAGUACCGGACCAGCUUCCCUUUCCCGAGAAAGAAUUCGAUUUCGAGGAGCGACCCUCGCAGGAUUUCUUCUGCCCCGUCUCCUUGGAGCUGCUCCUGGAACCCCAGCAGACGUCAUGCUGUGGCAACCAUCUCUCGCUGGAGGUGGCCACCAGACUGCGGAGAGAGGCCGGAAAGGCUUGUCCCGUGUGUAACGGUGAGCAGUGGAGCGCCAUGCCAGACAAGUACCACCGUCGAAAAGUUCACGAGAUUCGCGUGCGUUGCUGGAACAAGGACAGUGGGUGUGGGUGGGUGGGGGAAGUGAACGAGUUGAAACGACACGCAGUAUCGUGCGACAAGCGGCCGUGGGAGUGCGAGUAUUGUGGGCUCAAGUGUACCGUUGGGGAGGGAGAAGGAAAGCAUUGGCCUCACUGCCACAAGUUCCCCGAGCCUUGUCCAAAUGGUUGUGAGGUGGGCAGUGUGGAGCGGUGUGGGAUGGAACAACAUCUCAGUGUGUGUCCACUGGAGCACGUGGCCUGCGAGAUGAAGGAGUUUGGGUGUAGUGUCGUGGUCCCGCGCAGGGAGCUGGCGACACACAUGAGAGAGAGUGAGCUCCAACACCUGACGGCCAUGACUGCUCUCAACCUCCGUCUCACCAGACAACUCCAGCAGGAGUCUGCCGAAAGAGACAGGAAAAUGGAACGACUACAGCUAGAAGUGAAAGAACUGAACACUAAUGAGGUGAAAUCAAGCUUUCAGGUGAAGGAACUUACUCAAGAAGUAGCAAAGAUGAGCUGCUGCCUUAACAAAGUGCAGCAAGUGAGCUUACAUGUUGAGCAACACACAGCAGCAAUGUGUUCAGGGAAAAUAAUUUUUACAGUUGACGAUUACAGAAAGAGCAAAAGUCGUGCCAACGAUGAGCUGUCCUGUGUAUACUGGUGCAGUGAUAAAUGUUAUACCCGCCACAAUGACUACGCUUUUCGGCUGGUAAUUAUAUUUUAUGAGCAAACGUACAGUGAUAUUGGAGCAUUCCUCCAGUUUUUGGAGGUAGACGAACUUCAGACAGUAACAUUUGAAGUGACCCUGGAGCUUCUCAACCAGGCUGGAGACCAUCAUCAUUUGACAAGACAGAUGACAUUGUAUUUAAAUGUAAAAAAAGAGAUUGAUCAUGAGCAUGAAAUAGACGAGAACCUAAUAGGCUACACUGACCUGGAGAAGACGGGAGAGGUGCAGUACAUGAUGAAUGACUGUCUCAAGUUCCGGAUAAAUGUUACUAAAAGUAACUUUUUGACAGAAGUAUUCUGA